AUGUUCGCCCAAAAAUCGACUUCGGUUGUACCCACGCACAAAACCCUGCGAGUUCUUCGUAAACUAGCACUCGCCGGAUCUACUGUUAGUGGUGUCUGCACCUUCGCAGUCUUAUAUGAUGUCAAUCGUCGAAUCACAUUGGCAGAGCAGAUAGUUGAGAAUAAACGAACCUUGCAAACGUCAGCGCCAAACUACGAUGCGACCUCUUCUGCCAAACGUCUGAAGAUCAUGAUGGAAGCGGCGGAGGCCGGAGAAUUCUUUGGAUUGGACUCCCUCAAACCACAGAGACGCCGUAAAGCCGCGAAUCCUCGGACUGCGAACACGCCACAAGAAUCGGAUAUCCGCAAGGAAAAGAACGUCGCAAAGUACUCACUUCGCACACAACCAGCAGAAUUAAGUGUUAAGUAUUCCAAAUAUUGGGGUAUCAGCGAGGAAGCUCUGGAACGCGAGAAUCAAGAAAGACAACUUGCUCUUGGGGCUUCGAAAACGCCUGUCGAUGUCAGAAUUCGUACAUACCUGGAACGCGAAAAGGAAGUCGACGCUGCAAAAUUCGCCAUGAGAUACAUGAACACCAAGCAUAUGGUCUCUUUAGUGAGACGUCAACUUCUCUGCGAUGUUUUCACGGCAAACUGCCUCAAGGGGAACAUCUUUAUUGCCCGUUCUCUUUUCGAAUUUAUGCAAAAAGUGACCGUGGUGGACUCAGAGAUUUGGGCCGUGAUGAUUCAUCUACUUGCCAAAGAAGGACAUAUUGAAUCUGCUGCCGAUAUCUUCGAGAGAUAUCACCUCACUCUUGCACUUCCGCUUCAUUUAUUGGAAAUCGUACUCCGUUGUUGUCUUGAGUCGAGACGGCUCACAUUGGCCGCAUGGCUUUUGUUCGCGCGUAUCAAGGAUGACCGCGACUGUGGUCUGUGUGGAGCGUAUCUUGAUGGGCUCUGGAGGAAAACCCAUGACAUCAAAAUCCUCAAUUCCGAAUUUCAAAAUCUCCUGUCCAGCUUAUCCAGAUUGGAGAUAAAGCCAACCGAGAAGAUCUUCAACCCGAUGGUCAAAUGCUAUAUCGAAUCCGGGGCCAAUGCAGAUGCCGAACAAUUAGUGAAAGACAUGUCUGAAAAGUUUGGCGUUCAACCAGGAUGUCGCUCAAUGGGUCUAAUUCUGUACGGCAGAGCUGUUCUAAGCGAUUGGGACGGAGUUUUUGACGGACUGCAUGAAAUGCACAAGCUCGGUCUCACACGUGAAAAGCAAGACUUUGUGCAUUCCUUUGAUCGUAUAUUCUUGGAGUACUAUUCAAAUCACUCGGGACCCGAAAUAUUUGAAUUUAUUGUCAAAUCUAUCAACACAUACGAGUUGGUUCCCGACAAGGUUCUCUAUCGGCACUUCCUGGAAGCUUUAAUUGAACGCGGCGACUCCGAGAUGGUCAACACUAUUAUGACCAUGGCCCAAGAGAACAAGUGGAAUUACGGUGUUAAUGAGACUUCAAUUCUCGAUAUCCUGAGCGCCCGCAAGAUAUCUAUGCAAAAGGCCCCUGUGGGAUCUUGGCGAAUGUUACAGGCGACAAAACAGCAAUAUGGAAGUGCGGCCUCCUCACGGCAAAUCCUGGGCUCUAGUGCCAAUUCUCUCAAGCUUACAUACCGAAGUGUUUUGGAACCGAUUCAUCGCAACGCCGAUGAAACGUAUCGUGAAAGCUUGGAGAAUCUCGCAACCAGGAAAUCCAUCGAUUACUACGUUCCCCUUGAGCAUCGAAUGGCAGGCUAUAUCCACGCGGGCAAAUAUACCGAAGCCCUUGAUAUAUACGAACGUGGUAACAAACAAGGGUAUGCCAUCAGACCGAUCCACCUCAAGCUGGCUACCAUCGCAGCGAUUUUUGCGGAUGAGCGAUCACUGGAGUUGAAGGGCCUAAAAUAUGCUCGCCAAAUUAUUCGACAAGACUGGCCGUACUGGUGUAAAUUGCCCACCGUCCGAUUCAGCCCAAAGUACCCGAACGUCUUGCCGAUUUUCUUCCAGACACUCGAUCAGAUCAACGGAAAAGCCGCUGGUGCAACCACUUUGCUGAAGUUGGCUUUGAUGGAAUUCAACAACAUCUGUUUUGAAGAGCCCCAUCUGACUGUCAAACCCCAUGCAUCAACCUCCUUAGCCCGAUUUCUCAUAAAAACAAACCGUGAGAGAGCUGCAAUCAAUGUUCUCACUACUGUCUACCUGUCCAAGUGGCGCAAAAUGUACGGAUUUGACCAAAUCCAAUUAAAAAUGCUUUUGCGCGCAUUCACCCUCACUCAGAAUCGCAGGGGUAUAUGGUGGUGUAUGAUGUCAGUCCUCUCUCGUAAAGGGACGCCGAAUAAAGAUUUCGUUGUCGAACUACAACGCCUGAUGCCUCGGAUAAGGAUCAAUGUUUCCAGACUUGGGUUUGAUGACGAUGUGGAAGUUCUCCAAGAUAUCUUUGUCGCGAUUUUGGAAAAGCAGAAGGGCUUAGGGGACUGGUCCCAAAUCAGCGUUGACCAGGCGCUGAAAGACAUCUCUCGCACGCAAACACAUAUCUCUCCUGAUGAAACGACAAAUCUACCCACUUUACCCCUCAGAGACACGAUCAUGAGCUUUGACGAGGAGAGGGAGUUUGAUUUCGUCCGCGAAGUCCAGCCGUCCGAGGCAAGCGAAUGGAAAGAGAUCAAGCUAGUGACCCAGUCCAAGAUUCCGCCUGAGCAUACUUCAUACCCUGCCUAUUACGCAGACCAUCACCCUGCCCCUCUGCAUCAGUAUCAGAUGCUGGGUUAUAAACCCAGACGCCGAGGUUCCCGAUAUCAUCACGAGAUUCAUCAUGAGGGCAGAAGCUUUGAGUAG
This is a messenger RNA of Penicillium taxi, 2826 nucleotides long. Its product is annotated as pentatricopeptide repeat protein. Bases 1 to 2826 code for a protein of 941 amino acids. Gene Ontology annotation, molecular function: protein binding. NCBI's taxonomy places the organism in Eukaryota, Fungi, Ascomycota, Eurotiomycetes, Eurotiales, Aspergillaceae. The transcript has a single exon. The record is from RefSeq and is a predicted model, not a curated record.